Molecule: messenger RNA, 1803 nt
Organism: Penicillium argentinense
Lineage: Eukaryota; Fungi; Ascomycota; Eurotiomycetes; Eurotiales; Aspergillaceae
Product: UDP-glucose 6-dehydrogenase
Exons: 5
Coding region: 1-1803 (600 amino acids)
Biological process (GO): polysaccharide biosynthetic process; glycosaminoglycan biosynthetic process
Cellular component (GO): nucleus; cytosol
Molecular function (GO): NAD binding; UDP-glucose 6-dehydrogenase activity
Source: RefSeq, a predicted model, not a curated record
AUGACUUCCACACACUCUACUGGCGACUCAGAGCCGAAUCAAGACCACUCAGUCAUAAACGUCUCGACCGUCCCGACGACUCCAACCAGAAGCAGAUCAUGCAGUCCCUCCCUCGACGCGAGUACCGACCCCGACAGCGUCCUGAGUAACAGCAAGCUGGAAGACAGUGACAACGAAUCGAUUCGACCCAAACCCGUCCGCAAUGUCUGCUUCGUCGGCGCGGGAUAUGUCGGUGGACCUACGGCCGCGGUCAUCGCGCAUCAGAAUCCCUCCAUCAACGUGACAGUCGUCGAUAAGGAUCAACGACGCAUUCGACGGUGGAACUCGCGCCAUCUCCCGAUUUACGAGCCCGGUUUGGCGGAUAUUGUGCGCGUCGCCAGAGAUGGGCUGCUGCCCUUCGGGAAGGAGGAUGAGCAGCUAUCUGCGCGCAAGCCGAAUUUGUUCUUUUCUUCGGAUGUCUCGAAGUCGAUCGCUGAGUCCGAUAUUGUUCUGAUUGCGGUCAAUACGCCGACGAAGACUCGUGGUGCUGGCUCGGGUCGCGCUACUGAUAUGACGAGCUUUGAGGCCGUGGCUGCUGAGGUCGUGCGCCAUGCGAAGCCGGGGACGAUCAUUGUUGAAAAGAGUACUGUUCCCUGCCGGACGGCGGAGAUGAUCCAAGAAAUGAUCCGAAUCCAAAGACCAGGCACGCACUUUGAGAUCUUGUCGAACCCCGAAUUCCUCGCUGCAGGAACAGCCGUGCAGGAUCUGCUGAAUCCCGAUCGUAUCAUCAUUGGAUCCGCGCCUACUCCCGAGGGACGCACGGCUGGCGAAACCCUGGCUGGCGUGUAUGCCUCGUGGAUCGACCGCUCGCGCAUCCUCACCACCAACGUCUGGUCUUCGGAGUUGGCGAAGCUGGUCGCGAACUCCAUGCUUGCGCAGCGACUGAGCAGUAUUAACAGUAUUUCGGCGAUUUGUGAGGCGACUGGCGCCGAAGUGAAGGAGGUUUCGGCUGCUAUUGGACGUGAUGCCCGACUGGGUGAUAAGUUCCUGAGGGCUGGUAUUGGUUUUGGUGGAUCUUGUUUUGCCAAGGAUAUAAACUCGCUCGCCUACAUUGCCGAGUCCCUUGGUCUGCAUGAAGUCGCAGAGUACUGGAGACAAGUCCUCAAGAUCAACAACUACCAGCGAGACCGCUUUGCUGCGCGGGUUAUUCAGCGAUUGAGAAAUACCCUCGUCACAAAGAAAGUCACGGUCCUCGGCUAUGCCUUCAAGAAAAACACCUCCGACACCCGGGAAGCACCCGCUCUUGAAAUUAUCAAAACACUCCUGGACGAGAAUCCGCGAGAAAUCGCCGUCUACGAUCCCUGCUGCAACCCCUAUGUCAUCGAGAACGAGAUCCGCUCUCUGCAAAACCACGGCUCACCCGCCCUGAAUGAGGACGGCGGUCCGGUAAUGGUGUACUCAGACGCCUACGAAGCGUGCGCCGGCGCAAAUGCCAUCAUUAUUGUGACUGACUUCGACGAGUUUCGGAACGAGCCUAUUGCUGCAGUGGUGAAGGGGUCUGCAGAAACUCAAACAUCGGAAAUCCAAAAUCGCUUCAACGUCGAGCCUGAAUGCGCCGCUGACUGUCCUGACUGCCAUACCACUUACGGUGAGAGUACCGACCAUACAUACACGGCUAAGGAACAGCUUGAUUGGAGCAGGAUUUCUACAGAUAUGACGUCCCCCAAGUGGCUGUUUGAUGGGCGGUGCAUUAUCGAUGCGUCUAAGAUGUCGAAGUUGGGUAUUCGGGUUGAGAGUAUUGGUUCCGCUGGGCUUGGCGUUUAG